UGAGUCCCGCGCAGGCGUUCAUCACCAGGGCUGCGAGUGACAGGAGGAGGGGACCGGAGGGGCUUCCUGACGGCCACGGCGCGCCAUGAAGGAGGACAAGGAGAACGCCAAACCCAAGGAGAAGAGAGUGGAGAGCAGAUUCGACGAGAAAUCUGAGAAGAAAGAAAAGAAAGAGAUCUUAACUAAGGUUGUGGUCCGUCGUUUGCCUCCUAGUCUGACAAAAGAACAGUUAGAAGAGCAGCUUGCCCCAUUACCUGAGCAUGAUUACUUUGAAUUUUUUUCCACUGAUUCAAGUUUGUAUCCGCAUGUAUUUUCUAGAGCAUACAUCAAUUUCAAGAAUCAAGAAGACAUCGUCCUUUUCAGGGAUCAGUUUGAUGGCUAUGUUUUCAUUGAUAACAAAGGUCAAGAAUAUCCUGCUAUAGUAGAAUUUGCUCCAUUUCAGAAAAUUCCCAAAAAGAAAAGCAAGAAGAAAGAUGCAAAAGCCGGAACUAUUGAAGAUGCUGCAGAACAAAUACACUUCAGCGAUGAUCCUGAAUAUAAGAAGUUUUUAGAGAGUUACAAUAAUGCAGAAGAGGAAAAGACUGCAGCUAAUCCAGAAACACUUCUGGAGGAAAUUGAAGCUAAAACCAAAGAGCUUGCAGCUGCUAAGAAAACCACACCUCUCUUAGACUACGUGAAGAAUAAGCAGAGAAUAAGAGAAGAGAAAAGAGAAGAAAGGAGGAGACGGGAGCUGGAAAAGAGAAGAAUCAGAGAAGAAGAGAGGAGAAAAUGGAGAGAGGAAGAAAGGCGAAAGAGAAGGGAAGCAGAGAAGCAAAAGAAGAUGGUAGAUAAAGGAUAUGACAAAGAUAAGGAGCGUUCAAAGGAAGAAGCCAAAAUAAAGCUUUUGAGAAAGCCAGACAAAGGGGACGAUCCAAGUUCAGAAAAGCCAAAGGAGAGGCUGAAGAAACUUGAUCGAGAGCGUGCUAAAGAGGACAAGAUGUUUAUGGGCCAGGGCAAACGACUAGACAGUUCAGUCAAAGAAGAUAAAGGAAAGAAGGUUGAAGAUGACGGAAGAGAAUACAGGGAUAGGGAUGGGAGAGAGUAUAGAGAGUACAGGGAGAGGGAUGGGAGAGAGUAUAGAGAAAAAGAUGGGAGAGAGUUUAGGGAAAAGGAUGGGAGAGAAUACAGGGAAAAAGAUGGGAGAGAAUACAGGGAAAAAGAUGGGAGAGAAUACAGGGAAAAAGAUGGGAGAGAAUACAGGGAAAAAGAUGGGAGAGAAUACAGGGAAAAAGAUGGGAGAGAGUACAGGGAAAAAGAUGGAAGAGAGUACAGGGAGAAGGAUGGGAGAGAGUACAGGGAGAAGGAUGGGAGAGAGUACAGGGAGAAGGAUGGGAGAGAGUAUAGGGAAAAGGAUGGGAGAGAGUAUAGGGAGUAUAGGGAGAAGGAUGGGAGAGAGUACAGAGAUAAAGAGGAAAGGGAACGAGAGAGAAGACUGAAAGAGAAGGAACGGCAGAAACGCCUGGAGGAAGAACGGCAAAAACAGAGGGAGCGAAGUGAAGCAGACAAACUUUGCAGAAAGAAAGAUGAAGAGGUCAAAAAGGAAAAAGAUCAAGCAAGUGAAAAAGCCAGGAAAAAGGAAAACCUGGACCUUGCUGCAAGUGUGGACAAGUCUGAGAAAGUAAAAGAUGACAAGAAGGAGGAUAGCCUAAAGAGAGAACGAAUAAGAAACAAGGACCGACCAACUAUGCAGUUAUAUCAGCCUGGAGCACGGAACCGCAAAGGUGGACCGACCAAUGCAAAGUCUGGCGAUGGUGGUGUGAGGUCACCUGAUGAAAGUGAGGACCAGCAGGAGAUUGAAGCUUCCAGGAGUUUUGCUGAGAAGGAAAGUGAAGAAUGAAAAUCGUGUUCUUCAAUGAGGUGGACAAGUGGACAGCCUGAGCGUGGAAUAUCCGGAAGUGUCCUUAUCGAGUAGGAGUUCAGAUAGUGAGGACAGCGUUUUGGUUUGUCAGAUAAAAUGUUUGAAACUGGUAUUUUUCCUCUUCAGAAUGGGAAUUUCCUUCCCUUUAUAAUUACGGCUGCCACAAGGCUCCAAUGUUAGCAAGUGUGCGGUUAUUGCAGCUGGAGAUUAAUGAGAACGUAAGGUAGAUUUAUGAUUGAUAACACAACUGCUUGUUACGCAUAAAAGACCCAGAGUGAGUUGGUAAUAUCUGUUUUACUAGCCAGAUACCAGUAAAGGAUACAUGCAAUCAGCUAAAGCAACACUAUACUAGCAAAUGCUAAAAAAAAAACAACUUGGGCCAUCGUAAUUUAAAAUACAUUGAAGAUUACUGCAUGAGAGAACUCUUAGUGGCCUUAUAAUACAUUGAUCUCUAUCUGUGGGAUCUAUGAAAAGGCCCAGGAAAAAAUGAAGUUCGCAUUUGCUAUUUGUUUAACUUUUACCACACCUGUUGUAUUCAGUGUAGACUCUUGCAUUUCUACAGUUGGAGAAAGGAACCAUUAGAGCUCCAUUGAAGAGGCUUUGAAGGUGACACAAUACUUGGAUUUUACACUUUUAAUAAAAGCCCUUCAUGAAAAAGUAGGUUCGUAGGGAAAAAUAUAUUUGUCCAUUUCCUGCUGGAAUGCCGGCCCAGUACUUUUGACUCAUUCUAUGUUGUCACACGGAUGAGUAGAAUGCUAUAUAAGAAUUAACUAGUUUUUUGCCCCUGCUCCUUUACUAAGUUUUACUUUUUUUUCUUAUUUAUCAUUAGAGAUAUAUUUUUCCUGUUGGCAGCAUUGUGGCUCAGGCGAAGUGUGGCUGACCAGUAGAGGGUGCUGGCAUUGCAGCACCACAAACGUGGAACCCAACCUCUUUGCUCUGGUCCACGACUCUUGCUGGAGGAAAGCAAGAAUGUGUGAUUUUCUUUUUUUUUGAAAAAAAAGUACUGGGAUAGUAAUGUGACAAUAGGUUAGAAAUUAAGAUGCACUAAAGGGAAGAGAAGCAAGUAGUUUAGUUUUCUUUUUUUUCCGGUGAUUGAUUACAAUGUGUGCUAGUAUUUUUUUUGGGGGGAUCGUGUUUGGCAAAAUAAGCAAACGAGUAUGAUAUUAAGAUUACUCCACAACUCUUCUGGAUCCCUCGUUUGCACUGUCACGCAUUUCUUUCUGCUUGUGCUUGAAACGUUAGUUAUUGCACACGUCUUCAGGGGCCAAGGGAUUGUCUUGGUGGAUAAGCAUGGCAUAUUAGAGCAGACACCACCCUUCGAAAAGCUUUUAGGAACAGAAUUGAUUCAAAACCAUUCCUCAGUAGAAAUAAAAUAUUGAAUUCACAAAA
This is a messenger RNA of Callorhinchus milii (elephant shark), 3286 nucleotides long. Its product is annotated as UPF3B regulator of nonsense mediated mRNA decay. Gene Ontology annotation, molecular function: mRNA binding. Bases 86 to 1876 code for a protein of 596 amino acids. The transcript has 10 exons. NCBI's taxonomy places the organism in Eukaryota, Metazoa, Chordata, Chondrichthyes, Chimaeriformes, Callorhinchidae. Gene Ontology annotation, biological process: nuclear-transcribed mRNA catabolic process, nonsense-mediated decay; positive regulation of translation. The record is from RefSeq and is a predicted model, not a curated record. Gene Ontology annotation, cellular component: cytoplasm; nucleolus.